UGUCCGUCGAGCGGAAACCUGGAGGCCGCGUAGCCGCCCAUUCCGCCCACCUGUCAUUAUCAUCAUCCGAACUUAAAGCACUGCUAUCGGAAGUGGUAUCACUGAAUGUAUCACUAAAUUCAUCCAACUCAUGCUCGUAAUAUGCCGGGCCAGCAAUAUAGCUCUGGCUAUAACGAUAAGGAGGGGGCUGGCUAGGCACUCCUUGUGCUUUUCCCUUUGCUUUCUCCCUCGUCACGGUUUUGACUUUCACGUCUUCUUCUUCCUCCGAGUCGAUGUCGCUGUCGAGGUAAUAAUCAUAUCGUUCAGUGGCGUCCAUCAUCAGCCCAUUUUCGUUGUCGUAGUGAACGAGUAAAGAAUUUUU
Suillus fuscotomentosus is the source of this 361-nucleotide messenger RNA. RefSeq lists its product as uncharacterized. The transcript is spliced from 2 exons. The record is from RefSeq and is a predicted model, not a curated record. NCBI's taxonomy places the organism in Eukaryota, Fungi, Basidiomycota, Agaricomycetes, Boletales, Suillaceae. Bases 131 to 352 code for a protein of 73 amino acids.